GAGUGGAUGGGAAGGGAGGACUCACCAGCCAAUAACUACGGGAAUCUUCCCGUAAAAGGUCACGCACUGAUUAUUCAUUGGCAAUCUGCCAAAGCGCGCGCAUAUGUGUGUGUGUGUUUACUGGAAGAACCUCAGAGCUGAGGAGGUGGAGCCUUCCUCUACUCGUAGACCGCGGUAACACAGCUACCUCCGUUUGCUGGAGAGAGAGAGAGAGAGAGAGAGAGAAAGAGAGACAGAGAGAGAGAGAGAGAGAGAGAGUGAGAGAGUGAGUGCGUGCGAGAGAGAGGACACCGACGUCUUUACCGAUACAUUCCUCCGUCGGUUAGAAGAGGCCGUCUAUUCAGAGUUAAUGACAAAGUUAAUAAAUGAUUUAACACAUAGACAUUCGGGGACUUUGGAUAUUUUCUCCCUGGAGAGGAACGCUGGAGCCCGGGACAGGAACAAUCUCCAAGGUAAAUAAACAGGCUCCAUACCCGGGGCAUAGAGUGCUGCUGUUGCUGUACAUGGUGCAUAAAAUAGCAUACUGCAUAUGUGUGGAACAGUGCACAUGUUAAGCAAGACGUUGCAAUUGCGCAAAAACAUGAUUAUCAUAACGGCGAAAUGGGAAGCCAUUUGUGCCUCCAAAAACAUCACAGGGAACCAGCUAUACUACAGGCAGCUUAAUGGCGCAAUGCAGAACAGGACUUUGCUUUUGGGAUGUAUUAUACUCAUUCUCCUUAUUCCAGAUAGACAGUGCUAUGUUGUACACUCUUGGCAGGAAAUAUGCCUCAAAUAACCUUUUGGUGUUCAACAGAUUGCCACAUACCUUUUUUUUCAGGUCAAAACUGUUCCUUGAGGAACCGCUCUGAAAAAGUUCUUCCAGGAACCCCUGUGUAAAGCAUAUAACAGUAACAAUUUUGUGAUGCAAGGGGUUCAAUUUUGAACCUAUUCCAUAAUAUAUUGUAGUGGCAAUAGCCUAUCAGAAUAUCGGAGGCAUGACUUUUAGUUAUUUUUUCCCCCCUGUAAGAGUAAAUGUUAUUCAUGUUCAUCAUGUUAACCCUUUGCUAUAUUGAAACAUUAAAGGUUGUUCCAAGAAUCCCUCAACAAACCGAAGGUGCAAAUGUGAACCCAUUGACUGCAAUGGCUCCUUGAGGAACUCCAGGUUUCCUCGAGUCAGCCUACACUCUUAGAAUUAGGGGGUAAGUCACAUUUCUAUUUUGUGGCUGGAAGGGGCCCCAGCUCAGCUCAGACAGACACCAUGUUUAGCAGCUGCAGAGCGGGCAGUUAUGGCAUCUCUUGCCACUUCAAGUAACAACUAGCAUCGGUCCUUGGUGAAUGGAGAUCUAUUCAAUAUGGAGCUGGGCCCAUUGCAUCUUGCUCCAAAUGCACUGAUCAGCAGCACAGUGAGACGGCCAGACCCGCCCACCUGGGGGUAGCCUAUUUACCAUGAAACCCAAAUGCACUGAUCAGCAGCACAGUGAGACGGCCAGACCCACCCACCCGGGGGUAGCCUAUUUACCAUGAAACCGGAGAACCAUAGAGCUCUGCUGGUGAAAGCAGCAGGCUGCAUGGGAAUGAGGUUAUUUAUUCAGAAUGAACCUGGACUCAUUCAUAAUAACCCCCCCCCCCCCAGUGGUAAAAGAGAGUUUGAGUGUGUGUGUGUGUGUGUGUGUGUGUGUGUGUGUGUGUGUGUGUGUGUGUGUGUGUGUGUGUGUGUGUGUGUGUGUGUGUGUGUGUGUGUGUGUGUGUGUGUGUGUGUGUGUGUGUGUGUGUGUGUGUGUGUGUGUGUGUGUGAACACAGGUAUUUAGACCUUAACGUCAGAGAUGAUAAUGACCUGACUGACAACAGGGAUCAAGGUUCAAACCUCUAGCUGAAUGUUUGUGGGUGUGUAGCUAUGUGUGUUUUUAUGAAUGUGUUUUAUAUACAGAUGAUUUACUCCACCAUGUGUUGGCCUCCAUAUAGAAUCAGUGGAAAAAGACUACUUCACACCUUUGAAGUGUUCACGAGAAAAUGUAUGAUAACACAUUUCUGCCCCCUGCUCUCUCUCUCUCGCCUAUCUCUCUGCAGCUGUCUGCAGUGGGUGGUCUCUCUGAGGUCCUCUUUGGACUGCUCCUCAGUGUCAUCGCUCUGGGAAACGUGUGUGCACACCUCUCCCCCCUCCUUCCUCACGCCCUCACCCUUUCCCCACAUCGCAAACCCUCUUCAUCCCUUCUUCUCUCUCUCCCUCCUGCCCCCUACUCUUCCUCGCCCCUCCCUGCUCUGGACCCCCCACCCAUCGGUCAACGAGCCGAACGUGGGGGUCAGGGCGCCAUGGUAACCCACAGCAGGCGCGACCCCCCCACCAUGAGCAGCAUGACCCCCCCAGAGCCCAGAGGUCAGGGGUCUCAUGUGCACCCCCUGCGCUAUAAGCCCUUCAGCUCACAUGCACACUACCAACAGGUGCUGUGUGCGGUGCGUAAGCUACAAGAGAGUGGGUUCUACUGGGGUGCGGUGGGGGGUCGUGAGGCUAGCUCUCUGCUCCGCUCCCAGCCCCCCGGAACCUUCCUGGUUCGAGACUCAUCCGAUCACCACUACUUCUUCACACUGUCGGUCCAGACGGCCCGCGGGACCAAGAACCUCCGUAUCCACAGCCAGGGGGGAAGCUUUUACCUGCAACCCGACUCGUGCUGCACACACAUGCCCCCGCGCUUCGACUGUGUGCUCAAACUGAUUGGACACUACAUGGGGAAAGAGGGGCGAGGUGGAGAAGCAGCAGGAGGAGAGGAGGCUGGGGUAAGGGCGGGGGGAAGCACGGCUGCGGCGGCAGGGGAGACUGUGGGGUCGGGGACUGGGAGUGUGUAUCUGAUACACUCAGGGGGAGAGAAGGUUCCGUUGGAGCUGCGUCGACCCCUCCCCUCCUCCCUGUCCUCCCUCCAACACCUGUGUAGGAGGACCCUGAAUGGACACCUUGGGGGCUCAGCCAGCCCCGACACACACCAGCUCCCUCACACACUCAGGAACUUCUUGGAGGAGUACGAUGCCCCUAUCUAACACACACAUACACACAAAAACACACACACACACACCGUUCAGGUUUGGGGUUUUCCCCUCUAACGGUUGAGGAUAGGAUUUGGAAAGGGUAAGCUGUUCCAAAUCGAUGCCACUGCUUUCUUACCAAGGGGACCCUAUGAUAGGUAACCAUUGAUACUCCUGGACAGACCGUUAAUGGGAGUUAAGAUGAGACGGGGGGUUAAAAGUCAUUGCCCUCUCAGCCAGUGACCCAAUCUUCCAGCGGGUGCUGUGAUUGGGUAGUCAAAAAGAUUGAUAGGUCGAUAAUGCAGACCGUGGACAUGCCACACGUGCAUGCAAACACACACACAGUGACGUGUGUGGCUUUAGGAGUAUAGCCAGAAGGUUGUCUGGGGUUUGUUGUGCUGCUGUGGCUGAGGUAUAUCUCCUUCUAUUGAUCAAUAGAGGCUUUCAUCUCCUCCCUUUUUUCUCCUGUUUGACAUGUAGAAUGGGCUCAAUGGACUGUGAGAGGGAGGGAAAGGAAGCGAGAGACAAGGAGAGAGGCGUAAUGAGAGUGUCUGGAGAACAGCAGUGUGUCAAACGAAGGGGCCAAAAGCAGAGUGAAAGUGUUUGUGGUGUCGUACACAUUUCCACUGCUGUAUGCCAACUAGCAUAGCCUCAUAGGAGGGUGUGGAGGAUCAUGGCUGAAGACAGCCACGAGCCUCACAAACAUACACAAGACACCACGUACAUACAGCUUACAGUGCUGUGAAAAAGUAUUUCAAAUUUUCUCUACUUUUGCAUAUUGUUUUUAUUUUUUUCUCCCCAAUUUCAUGAUAUCCAAUUGUUUUUUAGUAGCUACUAUCUUGUCUCAUCGCUACCACUCCCGUAUGGGCUCGGAAGAGACAAAGGUUGAAAGUCAUGCGUCCUCCGAUACACAACCCAACCAAGCUGCACUGCUUCUUAAUACAGCGCAUCCAAUCCGGAAGCCACCCGUACCAAUGUGUCGGAGGAAACACCGUGCACCUGGCAACCUUGGUUAGCGCGCACUGCACCCGGCACGCCACAGGAGUCGCUGGUGCACAAUGAGACAAGGAUAUCCCUACCGGCCAAGCCCUCCCUAACCCGGACGACGCUAGGCCAAUUGUGCAUCGCCCCACGAACCUCCUGGUCGCGGUCGGUUACGACAGAGCCUGGGCACGAACCCAGAGUCUCUGAUGGCACAGCUGGCCCUUAACCACUGCGCCACCCGGGAGGCCUACUUUUGCAUAUUAUUGAUACUAAAUUAUCAUAUCUUCAACCCAAACUUAAUAUUAAAUACAGGGAACCUGAGUGAACAAAUAACAGUUAUAUACUUAUUUCAUAAACACAGUUAGGCAACACCCAAUGCCCCUGUGUGUGAAAGUAAUUGCCCCCUUACACUCAAUAACUGGUUGUGCCAUCUUUACCUGCAAUGACUGCAACCAAAUGCUUCCUGUAGUUCUUGAUCCGUCUCUCACGUCGCUGUGAAGGAAUUUUGGCCCACUCAUGCAUGCAGAACUGCUUUAAGUCAGUGACAUAGGUUUUCAAGCAUGAACUGUUCGUUUCAAGUCCUGUCACAUCUCAAUUGGGAUUAGGUCCGUACUUUGACAAGGCUUCAAAUUUGUUUCUUUUGAGACAUUUUCAUGUAGAAUUUGUUUGUUUUGCAUCAUUGUCUACCUGCGUGACCCAGCUGCGCUUCAGCUCACAGACGGAUGGCCUGAUAUUCUCCUGUAGAUUUCUCUGAUACAGAGUAGAAUUCAUGGUUCUGUCUAUUAAGGCAAGUGGUCCAGGUCCUGAGGCAGCUGUCAUGCAGCAAGACAAUGAUCCAAAACACACAAUCAUGUCUAUAUGAAAAUUGUUAAAAAGCAACACAUUUUAAGUUUUGGAAUGGCCUCAAAGUCCAGACCUAAUCCAAAUUGAGAUGUUGUUGGAGGACUUGAAACAAGCAGUUUAUGCAUGAAAUCCCACAAAUGUGGCUGAGUUAAAUCAGUUCUCCAUGCAAGAGUGGGCCUAAAUUCCACAAAAGCAAUGUUGGAAAAAAUAUGCAAAAAUAGAGAAUCCAAAAUGGGGCAAAUUAUUUUUCACAGCACUGUAACUGCAGCUUUGGUAGCUCUUUCUUCUGUUAGAAUGUGAUGGAGAUGCCUCUGUGUCUUUGUCUUUCUUCCCAUCUCUCCAUCCAUCUACUCGGAUGUAUGAUAACACUAACACCACUCGGUCACUUAUUUAUAUAAAUAGAUAGAUCUCUCUCUCACUCAACCCCAAAGCUAACAGUGGAUAUUAUUUUAGUUCCUGGCAGGCAGGAACAUGUGUCCCAAAUGCCACCUUAUUCCCUUUAAAGUGCACUAGCCCUGGUCAAAAGUUGUGCACUAUAUAAAAUUGGGUGCCAUUUGGGACACAUUCAGAAACAAAAACUGAAGCCGAACAUAGUCAGUAGUCCGGAUGG
Molecule: messenger RNA, 5432 nt
Organism: Oncorhynchus masou masou (cherry salmon)
Lineage: Eukaryota; Metazoa; Chordata; Actinopteri; Salmoniformes; Salmonidae
Product: suppressor of cytokine signaling 3-like
Exons: 2
Coding region: 1991-3010 (339 amino acids)
Biological process (GO): phosphatidylinositol phosphate biosynthetic process; intracellular signal transduction
Cellular component (GO): phosphatidylinositol 3-kinase complex
Molecular function (GO): 1-phosphatidylinositol-3-kinase regulator activity
Source: RefSeq, a predicted model, not a curated record